This is a messenger RNA of Cydia fagiglandana, 2863 nucleotides long. It is a transcript of the gene rush, whose product is annotated as pleckstrin homology domain-containing family F member 2. Gene Ontology annotation, cellular component: early endosome. Bases 96 to 944 code for a protein of 282 amino acids. Gene Ontology annotation, biological process: endosome to lysosome transport; endosome organization. The transcript is spliced from 9 exons. The record is from RefSeq and is a predicted model, not a curated record. NCBI's taxonomy places the organism in Eukaryota, Metazoa, Arthropoda, Insecta, Lepidoptera, Tortricidae. Gene Ontology annotation, molecular function: phosphatidylinositol binding; metal ion binding.
UAUAUUUUAUUGAUAUGGAAACAUUGUAAACAUUUUGCGUGAACGAAUGACACAUAUUCUUGACGGAAUCUGAAACUCAAAAUAAAAAUUUAAUAAUGGUGGAUCGUUUGGUAAAUAGUGAAGCAAAUGCAAGAAGAAUUGCUAUGGUGGAGAACUGCUUCGGCAGUUCGGGUCAGCCCUUGGCAGAACAAGGCAGAGUUCUUGUGGGCGAGGGUGUCUUAACCAAAAUGUGCAGGAAGAAACCGAAAGCUCGCCAGUUCUUCCUAUUUAAUGACAUCCUGGUCUACGGAAACAUUGUUAUAAACAAAAAGAAAUGUAACAAGCAACAUGUCAUUCCACUAGAAGAAGUGAAACUGGAGGCUUUGAAGGAUGAUGGACAAUACCGCAAUGGGUGGCUGAUCCGCACGGCGUCCAAGUCGUUCGCGGUGUACGCGGCCACGGCCACCGAAAAGGAGGAGUGGAUGGCGCACAUAGAGAAAUGCAUAGAGGACUUGCUCAGGAAAAGCGGAAAGCAGCCACCGUCGGAGCACGCUGCAGUAUGGGUGCCCGACAACGAGGCGUCCAUCUGCAUGCACUGCAAGAAGACACAGUUCACUGUCCUCAACAGGAGACACCAUUGUCGCAAGUGCGGGUCGGUGGUGUGCGGGCCGUGCUCGUCGAAGCGCUACGUGCUGCGCGGGCAGAGCGAGAAGCCGCUGCGCGUGUGCCUGCAGUGCUACGACGAGCUCACCCGCGAGCGCGCGCGGCCCAACCAGCCCAACCAGCCCGCCAACACCAACACGCCCGUGAAACCGUCGUCGGACAACGCCGGCUCCGGCGGCGACUCGUCGGCCGACGACGACAGCGACGACGACGACGACCGCGCCGAGGAGAAACAUGAUGAGGGGUUUACAAGUUAUAACGGUGUCAAAAAUGGAUUUGGAAGUAAAGUCACAACAGUAUAGUACAAAUUCAGAUUGACCAAAAUUCUAUGGUGAUGGUGAUAAGACUGAAGAGACCAACAACCAUUCGUCCAAGGAUUUCGCCAAGUGAACAGAUGUUAGAGUUAGCUCCAAACUUAUCUUACCAAAACUUUUAACGGCCCUUAUAAACAAAUUUUAAGUGAUUUUCGACCUUAUAAUCAAGGUAUAAUGUAUACUAGUUGCAAACUAUUUUUCAAUUACUAAUGUGACCAUUUUGAAUGUAUAUUUCUUAAAGUUUUGGUGAGAUAAAAGGUUAAGUAAUGUAUUUAUUGGCGCCCGAAGACCCUGUAAUGUAAUUGAUACCAGUAGAUUACAUUUUCCCAAGUUAAUUAUUAUUUAUAGGGCGCCUAUAAUGGGAUUGUUUAACCUAAAAGAGCAAAAGUAAAAUAUUUACAAGUCUUAUGAACAGGCUGCAGCAAAAACUGUUUUUUAUUUUAUUUGAUUAAUUUCUCUGGUGGAAUUUAUUGAUGGGAUAAAUCCAUAUAAUUUAAUAUGUAACCACAUUCGCUAAUUUUACUAAUUUCUUCACUAUAUGUGUACAAAAUAUAAUAAAGAAUAUUCAGCGUGCUCUUAAGUCCACAGACAAAUUCUAUUAAAUGUUGUUACAGCAUCGAGAAACGUAAGGCAAAUUAAAUGAUGCAUUAUUGCGAUAACAUUGUUACAGUUAGUACUGAAACCAUUGAAUGGAUGAUGGCAGUUAUUAACCAAUAAAUGGAUGAUACUUCAAAUUUUAGUUCAUGUAUAUUUUCUGUAUUCUAUUACAUAAGUUUCUAUCAAAUAUUCGUUUAAGUACAAUUUGGGACAUAUAAAGUUAUAUAUAACAACUAUAAAUUCAUCAAUUUUCGAGUAUUUAUUAUUGUUUGCAACAAAAUGGACGGGGACCACAAAGGCCGUUAGGCAAACGUAUUCUCGUCAUUUCAAAUUUGCCUCAUAACAACUGACGAUCUUUGGCUUUUCGCAUUCAAAUGUUACUGUAAAAAAUUAAUAUCGAUUUUUAUUAAACUAUCUAAGACUCGAUCGCAGCAUAAAACAUCAUUUUCUGUAGAAAAUGCACGAUGAAAAUCUAAAGCAAUGUAGUUAGAUAAAUAUUAAACUUACCUGUACUUCUUUCUGACUGAAAAUCGUUUCUAUAAGACAAGGUCCAAGUAAAUUUCUUAAAUUCUUCAACAAUUUGUACUUUAAUACACUUUAUUGUAACUUUUUAUUGAAUGAGAAUGUAAAUAUUUGGUAUUACUUUCGGUUUUGCUUCCAGCUUUAAUAUCGCUCAAACAAACCGAGACGGCAGGUUUUAUUUAAUUCUAAUUUAUUUAACAAACAAUACCUUAACGUGGUACUAACAGAAGUUAACAAUAAUCCUUAGGUUAAGUCAUAAUGUUAUGUCGAUCAUUACAUAUUUAAUAUUCUACAUGAGUUAGCAUAUUUUAUUAUAAACUUUAUUAUAGUUUAUAUUUUGCUAUUUUUAUUGUUAAUUAUUGCGGAUUGGUUUAAGAAUUAGACUUGAAUUGGAGAUUUAAUAGGUAUGAUAUUUACAGGGUUUAAACGUUACGCAGUUUCUAACUUUAUUAUUAAAUUUUGGAUAUGAUACUGGUUUGCUGCUAUUAGAAUAAUUGAUUAAAAUUUUAAUUUGGCUGUUUUUUAAAUCAAUCCGUACAUUGUAAAGUAAUUGUCUAGAAUCGUAUGUAUAUCAGUUUUUUUUAGAAAUUAAGAGGUGCAUUGAGUAGCGUAAUUUGUUUCAUUCAGAAACACGAUAUAGUUUAUUUUCAAAACAAUAAAAUAUUAAAGAUUGGCCUAUGUAACGUGGCCUAAGUGUUAGCUGUUUUCGUUUCGCGAAAUAUUGUUAAGCAAUAUUAUUUUAAGAUAUUGUUUAAUUUUCAGUUGACAAAUAUACAAUCAUAUUUUUA